UAUGAAUAGCAGACUAAAGAUUCUGCUCACUAAAUCAUAAUAAAUAUAAAUAUAUGAGUAGUAUUGCAAUGAAAUUAAUAUUUAAAUUGUUUAAAUAAUGAUAAUAAAACAUUUAAAUGUUGUAAUUUAAAUAAAAUCAGUGAUUAUUAUUAUUGUAAGAUAAAAUAAUACCGGUUAUUGUUUUGUUCGGUUAGAAUUUUAAGUCACAAAAAUAUUUAUAUUUAAAUUAAACAAUGACAGCGAUAAUAAAAGCCAGUACUUGUAAUUUAAUAUUUAAGCGGUACAUUAAUUUGUCAUUUAAAUUUAAUGCCAAGCCCGAGAAAGCUGUUGAAAAGAAAUAUUCAAACACAGUUUUGCUGCCACAAACUAAAUUUCCACCAAAAUUAAAUGGAGCUAAAAGAGUUGAAAUGGAUAACUAUUUAAUUGAAAAAUGUGGAUUCAAUGAGUUGUAUAAUUGGCAACGAGAUAAUUUAGCUGGUCCAGAUUUCAUUUUACAUGAUGGACCACCUUAUGCUAAUGGUGCCGUACAUAUGGGACAUGCUGUCAACAAGAUAUUAAAAGAUAUAACAACAAGAAGUCGUGUAAUAAAAGGACAGAGAGUUCAUUAUGUACCAGGAUGGGACUGUCAUGGUUUACCAAUUGAAUUAAAAGCGCUAAGUGCUUUAAAAGAUCAAAAAGAUAAAUUGACACCACUAGAAAUACGCCAGCAUGCUAGAAAAUUUGCUGAAGAAGCAAUUAAACAUCAACGGGAAUCAUUUAUAUCGUGGGGAAUAAUGGCUGACUGGAAAGACAACUGCUAUUUCACAAAUAACAUAUCAUUUAUGACGAAUCAAUUGAGACAAUUUAUAAAUUUGUAUGAAAAAAAAUUUAUAUUUCGCGCAUUUAAACCCGUUCAUUGGUCACCGUCAUCUAGGACAGCGCUGGCUGAGUCUGAGUUGGAGUACAAUGAGCAGCAUUCAAGUAAAUGUGCGACAGUCCGAUUUUUAGUGACUGAGUUGUCAGAUAAAUUGAAAAUACUUGAAGGCCGAGUAGUUUAUGCACUGACCUGGACAACUACCCCCUGGACACUGAUUGCCAACCAAGCACUGGCGUACGCUCAAGAUAUUUCUUACUGUAUCGCUGAAGAUCCUCAAGGCAACUGUUAUAUAAUCGCCGAAGACUUACUGAGUACCGUUACACAAAAAAUCGGAGCUUUGAGGCCAAUUUUGACCGCUUUAGGUAGUGAUCUAGCUGGAUUAAAAUACUCCCAUCCAAUAACUGGUGAAUCAAUGCCAUUUUAUCCAGCAAGUCAUGUUACGAGCAAAGUAGGCACUGGUUUAGUUCAUACAGCACCAGCACAUGGCUCCGAUGAUUUUAUUGUUUCUAUAAAUAAUAAUAUACCUGUCUUGUCGCUAGUUGAUGAAGAUGGUCGCUAUACAGCGGAAGCUGGUGCCUUUGCUGGACUAGAUGUUUUGAAAGAAGGUGGUGAUGUUAUUUUACAACAUAUUGGUGACAAUGUAAUGCAUACUGAAGAUUUAAUUCACAGUUAUCCGUAUGAUUGGCGCACUAAAAAACCAGUUAUUACCCGAGCUAGCUAUCAAUGGUUCAUAAAUACUGAACCAAUCAAACACAAAGCUGUUGAAGCUUUGGAGAGUGUAAAAAUGUUUCCACGAUUCAGAGAAGAGAGUUAUUUGAAUAAUCUAAAGCAACAUGUUCUCCAGCGACCUUUCUGGUGCAUUUCACGUCAACGUGCCUGGGGUACACCAAUACCAGUAUUUUAUAAUAAAGAAACUGGGCAAAUUAUUGUUGAUAAAGAGAUUGUUGAACGAUUGUGUAAAUUGCUUGAACGCGAAGGUCCUGACUGUUGGUGGACUUUGCCAGUUGAUAAAUUAAUUGGACAUAAAUUAUUAGAUAAAUUAAAUAUUGAUGCUGAUAAAUUAGAAAGAGGAAAUGAUAUUAUGGACAUUUGGUUGGACAGUGGCUUGACAUGGUCAGCAGUUUUACCAGAAGGUCAGCAAGCAGACCUUUAUGUAGAAGGUAUGGAUCAAUUUAACGGAUGGUUUCAAUCCUCAUUACUCACGUCAAUGGCCGUCCAAGGAAUUCCUCCAUUCAAAUCGAUAUUCGUACAUGGAUUUACUGUAGAUAGAAACGGUAUGAAGAUGUCCAAGUCAUUGGGAAAUGUUGCCAGUCCCGAGGAUAUAAUUCGCGGUGGAAAAAAUCUAAAAACUCAACCCGCGUAUGGUGUUGAUACUCUGCGAUGGUGGGUAGCAAGUCACGGCGUCCAGCAUACACAAAUACCGGUGGUCAAUACUUUGCUACAAAAUAGCGUUGACUCUGUACAAAAAAUCCGAUUGAUUUUGAAAUUUCUACUUGGCGCACUUCAUCCAUACGAUGCACCGAAUGAUAUUAAACCUAAUUAUUUACUUACUGACAAAUAUAUGUUCCAUAGACUUUAUCAUUAUCAUAAAGAAACUAGAAAUUUUUACGAUAAUUACGAGUACCACAAUGUGUGCAAAGCAGUUCUUAAUUUUGUCGCAAAUGAUAUUUCGGCAUUUUAUUGUCAUCUUGCUAAAGACAGAUUAUAUUGCGAAGAAGUAACUUCUCCACUCAGAAUAGCAGCUACUAGUGUUAUUGGAGAAAUUCUUAUUGUACUUACUCGUUCAAUUGCUCCAAUAAUUCCCCAUUUAGCUGAAGAAGUUUGGCUCUAUCAUCCAGACAAUCUGGCUUCAGUACCGCUGUACCAUUCAACUCACACGUUACCAAACGACUGGGACAUGCCGGAAGUUGAAAAAAUAAUGGACGCAGCGUUGGAUAUAAAAAGUAUUUUAAAUAGAGAAACAAAGUCCAAUACAUUGGAACUAGAAGCUACUGUUAAAGCUGACGCUAAAAUAAUUUCUACACUAUCACCGCUGCAGCCUGAAAGCACAUCAUCAAGCUCGGAAUUAUGUAACAUUCUACAAGUAAACAGAGUUACAUUAAUUGAAGAUCCAGCAUGUGAGACACCAAAAGUAUGUUUAAAAUCAAUAGAUCAAUCACUAUGCAAACGCUGUAGAAAAUAUUCAGAAUCGGCUCCAGGUCAGCCUUGUAUGAGAUGUAUACAAAUAUUGAAUAUGUAUUCUAGAUCAUAAUUAAUAAAAUAAUAAAAUUUUUUAAAUAAA
Microplitis mediator is the source of this 3137-nucleotide messenger RNA. It is a transcript of the gene IleRS-m, whose product is annotated as isoleucine--tRNA ligase, mitochondrial. Gene Ontology annotation, molecular function: tRNA binding; ATP binding; aminoacyl-tRNA deacylase activity. The coding region runs from base 234 to 3107 and encodes 957 amino acids. Lineage: Eukaryota; Metazoa; Arthropoda; Insecta; Hymenoptera; Braconidae. The record is from RefSeq and is a predicted model, not a curated record. Gene Ontology annotation, biological process: isoleucyl-tRNA aminoacylation. Gene Ontology annotation, cellular component: cytosol. The transcript is spliced from 14 exons.